Suncus etruscus (white-toothed pygmy shrew) is the source of this 2397-nucleotide messenger RNA. RefSeq names its product acyl-CoA dehydrogenase medium chain (gene ACADM). Gene Ontology annotation, cellular component: mitochondrion. The record is from RefSeq and is a predicted model, not a curated record. Gene Ontology annotation, biological process: fatty acid beta-oxidation; medium-chain fatty acid catabolic process. Gene Ontology annotation, molecular function: medium-chain fatty acyl-CoA dehydrogenase activity; flavin adenine dinucleotide binding. The transcript is spliced from 12 exons. Lineage: Eukaryota; Metazoa; Chordata; Mammalia; Eulipotyphla; Soricidae. The coding region runs from base 286 to 1551 and encodes 421 amino acids.
CCCGGAGUUCCCAAGGUCACGCGAACUCGCGGCCGAAAAGGUCACGGCGCAUGCGCUCUGCCAAGUCGCACUCCACUCUCUUCCGCUCCUCUGCUCCCGCAGAGUUGGACCCAGUCCGUCCCUUCACUGGCUCCGCCCCAGUGGGCGUGGCCAAGGCCGCACCCACCUCUGGGCCCCCUCCCAGUGUAGAACUAACUCGAUCCUUUUUCCGUGGCUGCUGCGGCGUCAUUCCAAGUGUUGCUUGAGCAGUGUGCGCUUGACUGCGGGGGCUGGAGCGGCACCGAAAUGGCUGUGGUGUUGAGACGAAGCAGCGGGGUCCUGAGAAGUAUUUCUCGUUUUGACUGGAGAUUACUACACACAAAACCUGCUGUAAAACAUGAACCGGGAUUGGGAUUUAGUUUUGAGCUCACUGAACAACAGAAAGAAUUUCAAGCUACUGCUCGAAAGUUUGCCAGGGAGGAAAUAAUCCCAGUUGCUCCACAAUAUGACAAAUCUGGGGAGUACCCUGUCCCCCUAAUUAAAAGAGCCUGGGAACUCGGCUUAAUGAAUACACACAUCCCAGAAAGUUGUGGAGGUCUUGGACUUGGAACUUUUGACGCAUGUUUAAUUACUGAAGAAUUGGCUUAUGGAUGUACCGGGGUUCAGACUGCUAUUGAAGCAAAUUCUUUAGGGCAAAUGCCUGUGAUUCUUGCUGGAAAUGAUCAACAAAAAAAGAAGUAUUUGGGAAGGUUGACUGAGGAGCCAUUGAUGUGUGCCUACUGUGUUACGGAACCUGGGGCAGGCUCUGAUGUAGCUGGUAUAAAGACCACAGCAACAAAGAAAGGAAAUGAAUAUAUUAUUAAUGGCCAGAAGAUGUGGAUAACCAAUGGAGGAAAAGCCAAUUGGUACUUUUUAUUGGCUCGUUCUGAUCCAGAUCCUAAAACUCCUGCUAGUAAAGCCUUUACUGGAUUUAUUGUAGAAGCAGAUACCCCAGGAAUACAGAUCGGAAGAAAGGAAAUAAAUAUGGGCCAGAGGUGUUCAGAUACUAGAGGAAUUGUCUUUGAAGAUGUGAAAGUGCCUAAAGAAAAUGUCUUAAUUGGUGAAGGAGCUGGUUUCAAAAUUGCAAUGGGAGCUUUUGAUAAUACCAGACCUCCAGUUGCAGCCGGUGCAGUGGGACUUGGACAGAGAGCUUUGGAUGAAGCUACCAAGUAUUCCCUGGACAGGAAAACUUUUGGAAAACUGCUUGCAGAGCACCAAGGGAUUUCGUUUUUGCUGGCUGAAAUGGCAAUGAAAGUUGAAAUAGCUAGGUUAGCUUACCAGAGAGCAGCUUGGGAGGUUGAUUCUGGUCGUCGAAAUACCUAUUUUGCCUCUAUUGCAAAAGCAUAUGCUGGAGAUAUUGCAAACCAAUUAGCUACUGAUGCUGUGCAGAUUUUUGGCGGCAAUGGAUUUAAUACAGAGUAUCCUGUAGAAAAAUUAAUGAGAGAUGCCAAAAUCUAUCAGAUCUAUGAAGGUACAGCACAAAUUCAAAGGCUUAUUAUAGCCCGUGAACACAUUGCCAAGUUUACAAAAUAACAGCAUCCUUAUAGAACUAUAUGAGUUCUUGUUGAGUAAUUAUAACAUAAUCUAAUAUUUAAGUUUUAGGGACAUAAAGGACUAUAGUUUUUUUUUCUAGUAAAAAUUUUAAAGUAAGUACUGUUGCACUAAAUGUAUGCUAUUGACGCUAGUAGUAGUUUUCUAUUUUAAUGUUAUUACUUGCCUUUUCUCAGAUACACUUGGUUUCAUUAAAUUGUCUUCUCCUUAGUACAAUUGUACUUAAAUUCUAUCAACCUAGAAAAAUACACGUUCUGUUAUUCUUUUUACUUAUUUUUAAUAGAAAUUCUUGCCUUUUUUCAGAUAGAUCUGGUUUCAUUAAAUUGUCUUCUCCUUAGUACCAUUGUACUUGAAUUACUUGAAUUUCAUUAACCGAGAAAAAUACAUAUUUUGUUAUUUUUUUACAUUUUUUAAUAGAAAUUCCUUAGAAUUUCAGUUCUUUAAAAUGAAAAAAAAAAAGACUUUGAAAAUAGUUUCCAGAAUAUUCAGAAAUUUACAUUGAGAAAAUAUGAUUUGGUAUAUAAAAGACUUUAUUGACAUACUGGAAUUGUGUUACAGAGAUCAUUUGCCUACAUUUUGAAAAGUACUUGUUUUCAGUUUUACAAUAGUAACAGUCCAAAAUAUAGUGUACGUGUCUGAUGUUCUAUUAUAUAUCAAUCAGUAGUUACUUGAAAAUCUUUUUUAAUUCUAAGCCCACAAUUCACUUGCUUUUUGUAAAAUCAUCAAUAAAACUUGGCCCAAAUUAUUUUAUGACUAUUGUUCUCUGGAUGACUUUUGAUCUAUUGUAUACAAUAUUAUGUGUAUACAUCAUGAAAAAAACAAAUAAAA